UAUCUCUGUGCAUUUUUAUGCAAUCCGAAAUGUGUUGUUUCCCGACUAGUUUUUAAACCAUGUGUCUUUAUCGGAUUAGAAGAAAAUGUAGUCAAUGUAGGUACUUACUCUUGUAGUCCAUCAUCUCAUCAUAAGUUGAAAACUACCAAAAAAAAAAAAAAAACGGCGAAGAAUUCAAUAUUUCGAUAUUCAAUGUCUUCCAAAAGGACUUGUGUACUGUUGGCUGUGGGCUUUCUGUUUAUAUUUGGUCCCUGUGUAAAUGGGUUAUCAUGUUAUUGUGACAUAUGCUCUGAUUCAAACUAUACUUGUGUUACCGAUGGAUAUUGUUUCACAAGUAUAUCUAAAGAUACAAGUGUUAUUCGCCAUUCAUCUCGGUGUUUGGAGAAUAACAUAGUGAUCCCACGAGAAAAACCUUUGAUAUGUCAUUACCCUAAAAAACAUAAUGAUUCAUUUGUAACCGAAUGUUGUAAAGACUAUGACUUUUGUAACAGAGAUCUUAAGCCGACACUACAUAUUAAGCUUCCAGAUGAUUCGUUGAAUGACCCUAAGAAGGAGAGAUUGGGUACAUGGGAACUAGCAAUUAUAAUAGCUGGUCCAAUAGGUGUCGUAUGCCUUGUAGUCAUGCUCAUUAUGAAUUUUUGGGCUGGAUCGACAAAACGUCACAAUAUUAGAUAUCUACGAACUCCUCGAAUUAUUGCUGCUGAUCAACAGCCUAUUUUAACUGCAGCUGUUUCUUUAAGAGACAUGAUAGAAAUGACUACUAGUGGAUCAGGAUCAGGAUUACCACUUUUGGUUCAAAGAAGUAUUGCUCGCCAAAUCCAACUUGGUGUACCUAUUGGUAAAGGUCGUUUUGGUGAAGUAUGGCAAGGAAAAUGGCGAGGAGAACAAGUAGCUGUAAAAAUAUUUUCAUCUAGAGAGGAACGAUCAUGGUUUAGGGAAGCUGAGAUUUACCAAACAGUUAUGCUGAGACAUGAUAAUAUUUUAGGAUUUAUUGCUGCUGAUAAUAAAGAUAAUGGCACUUGGACUCAAUUAUGGUUAAUAACUGAUUAUCAUGAAAAUGGAUCAUUAUUUGAUUUUUUGAAUCGAAGUACUGUGGAUACAAAUGGAAUGAUUCGUAUAGCUCUAUCUAUAGCAACUGGUCUUGCUCAUUUACAUAUGGAAAUUGUUGGAACUCAAGGUAAGCCAGCUAUUGCACAUCGAGAUCUCAAAUCGAAAAACAUUUUAGUCAAAUCCAAUGGAACUUGUGCUAUUGGUGAUUUAGGACUUGCUGUACGUUAUGAUACUUCUAUGGAUACAGUUGAUAUACCAUUAAACCACAGAGUAGGCACUAAACGAUACAUGGCCCCAGAGGUUUUGGAAGAAACAAUCAAUAUGAAUCAUUUUGAUUCAUUUAAAAGGGGUGAUAUUUAUGCUUUGGGUUUAAUUCUAUGGGAAGUAACACGGAGAUGUUAUGUUGAUAAUAUACAUGAAGAAUAUCAAUUACCAUAUUAUGAUAGUGUACCGUCUGAUCCCACUAUUGAUGAAAUGCGUAAAGUUGUUUGUUUAGAAAUGAAACGACCACCUAUUCCACAGAGAUGGAAUGCAUACCCGUGUUUACAAACAAUGAGUAAAUUAAUGCAAGAAUGUUGGUACCAUACUGCGUCCGCUCGUCUUACAGCAUUACGUAUUAAAAAAACUCUAGCCACUUUGGGUGCCAUGCAAAGUCAUAAUAUUAAUAUUAAUAUUUAAGGACUUAAUGACCUCAUAAAAAGUAAACUUCUAGCUGCCAAUAGAUUAUCUACAAGCAUAAUGUUUAUAAUUUCUGGAUAUGUAAUUUAAGUUUCAUAGUUUUUGAAGUCUCCUAAAACACUGUAUGUGCCAUUUUAUUCUUCGAAAAUGUCAUGGUAAAGGAACUAUUUUAUAUUUAUUAACUAAUACGUACUUAUUAACCGUGUGUUUUUGUAAUCAUCAUACUUGGUUACCAUAACAAAACUUUUGAGUGUUGAAAAUUGUUUUAUUUUAUUAAU
Messenger RNA from Melanaphis sacchari, 2006 nucleotides. RefSeq names its product TGF-beta receptor type-1 (gene babo). The record is from RefSeq and is a predicted model, not a curated record. Gene Ontology annotation, molecular function: activin receptor activity, type I; ATP binding; activin binding. Gene Ontology annotation, cellular component: plasma membrane; activin receptor complex. Bases 193 to 1728 code for a protein of 511 amino acids. NCBI's taxonomy places the organism in Eukaryota, Metazoa, Arthropoda, Insecta, Hemiptera, Aphididae. The transcript has 9 exons. Gene Ontology annotation, biological process: activin receptor signaling pathway; nervous system development; cellular response to growth factor stimulus.